Molecule: messenger RNA, 6540 nt
Organism: Mya arenaria
Lineage: Eukaryota; Metazoa; Mollusca; Bivalvia; Myida; Myidae
Exons: 7
Coding region: 135-1664 (509 amino acids)
Source: RefSeq, a predicted model, not a curated record
CCGGGGUGCAAAAGUUCUUUGCAGAAAAAAAAAUCAUUUUCGACAAAAACAAUUUUUCCAUUUUCUUAUUGAAGAAAGAGAUUUGAAAUGAAUAACUUGUAAGUGAACGAAUCGAAGAACCCGAGGCAUUUAAAAUGGCUGACAUGGGUACCAAUCGUAGAGAGGACAUCAAAAAGUAUGGGACAGCCACUGUGGCAGCAGCGCUCCUUAUCAUCCUGUCUGUGUCGACACGUUCCGCCACUUCCAUCCUAACACCUAUCUGGCUUGACGCUCGAAAAAACGACACCAAUAAUACUGACAGUUGUGACAUAAACUACAACAAAACAUCAGACCCACAAAUUGACGCAUUUGCCAUUAUGUGCAUUGUUAACGUGAUCUUUUUUGUGUUCUGGGGUGUAAUGUUAUUUUUGAAUAUAUGUUUCUCUCCAUAUUCGAUAACCAACGAAGAAAGGAAGUAUGACAAAAGGGAAUUUGCUUUGGUUGGAUUUUCGGAUACUGUUUCCGGUCUUCUGUUUGUGUUUGCAAGUUCUGGAUGUCGUACAGCGCCAUACCUCCAGUCCAUAGCAGCUAACUUCGGUGUUCCUGUAACGUUCAUAAUCAGAUACUUAUUGCUGGGGAAGAGGCCAACAUGUAGGAAGACGGCAUGUGCAGUGUUGGUGCUGUUUGCGGAGUUUACAGCCUUGGUCCCAGACAUCUGGCCGGGCCUCGAGAGCCAAGCUGCCAGACAGGACCAGGGUGGGGCAUCCGGCUUUGCAGGAAUACUCUGGCCUCUGUGCUUCUUUUUCGGCUUUAUUCCGUUAGCCCUAACAUCAGUUAUUCUAGAGAAGGCAGUAAAGACCUCAUCCACAGACCGCAGCAAAUCGUCGGGCCUUAACAUCGCCUACGUUCUUUUCUGGUGCUAUGGUUUCAGCCUGGUGUUUCAUGUUCUCUUGUUUUGGGCUGACAUUAUACCCGGUUUUGGCAUGGCAGAUGAUAUCUUGGAGUUUGCCAAAAGUUUCUGGUGGAACAUGGAGUGCUACGUGGGUAGGGAAGGAUGUCAUGGUGCUGUUAUGUACGUGUCUGUUGCCUGCACCGCCUGUCUGUUUCUCAACAGGCUUGUGAACACGUACUUUCUGCGUUACCUGGAGGGAGCCAACUAUCUAGUCAUUAUUACGACAAUCCAGACGCCGCUGGUGUUUCUGUUUUUCACGCUAUUUGAUGAGAAUCCUGUACGAUGGCAUCCGCACGCCUACCUCUCCACCUAUCUUAGCUUGGCUGCACUGUGCAUCAUGAUCCCCGCUAUAUACAUCUACGACACUGGUGAUCCAGAGUGUGUCCCACAAAAACCACGAGAUGAGUUGACUAACGAGAUCCUAACCACUGUAACGGCUAGUGUGCAGACAGACACGGGCAACUCAGGAGAUGACAUGCCUCCUCUCAUAGAAUUCAAUGCAGACGAUGCUGAUGAAACCACUCCGUUGAUCGACUUGUACACAGAAUUACCAAACCCUGUGGUCAGCACAACCCCUACUGUAGACUUUUUGGUAGAAACUGGUUGGCAGCCGCCUCCGGUUUACCAGGAGAGAGAUGGAAAUGCGAGUACUUCUGUGAUGUACAGAACGGGCGUGCAGAUUCCCAAAUAUGGGAAUUCUAGUAACCACCACAAUGGUGCAUCUAGUUACUAAUGUGUACAAAAAACAUCGUGAUUUAUGCCAAAAUGUAAAGCUACAAACUUAACCGGUGUAAGGACAUCCAAAUUUUGAGAGUAUUAUUUCACCACCAUAAUGGUGUGUCUAGUUAUUAUAAUGUGUAAAAUGAACAUUGUGAGUGAUAAAUCCAAAAUGUAAAGCUACAAACUUAACUGGUGUUUGGACAUCCAAAUUUUGAGAAUAUUAUUUCACCACGACAACGGCGAGUCUAUUUAUAAUUGUGUUCUAUAAAUAUUGUAGUUAUUAUUGUGUUCCAUUAAUAUAGUGAGUGAUUUAUGCCAAAAUGUAGGGGUAAAAACUUUACUGGCAUUGUGACACCCAAACUUGGGAGUAUUACUGAACAUCACAAUGUGACACUAGUUGUCAAUGUGUACAGCAGUGCCAUUGAUUUAUUAAUUAAAUAUUGUAAAAUAUUGUUGCACAAAGUCUAGUGUAUAUUAUUGUUUAAAAUUUGCCAAAGAAUUUUUGCUUCAGCUCUAAAUUGUUGUUGUUUACAUUUAUUGUUUUGCUUGUUAAUAUUGAAGAAUGCGUAAUGUUGUUCAUCAUCUAUGGUGCUAUUGCUUUUUGUUAUAAUUAUACUAAGCCAUGACUAGUUCUGUAAAAUACAUUGUGUAUAGUAUUAUAACUUAAUCAAAACUAUAUGACAAGUAUCUAUGUUUGUUACAUGCUUUAUGUUGUUUCCGGUGAAAUAUAACCAACACUUUUUUUUCUGUAUUACACAUGUGUACUAUAACAAUAUCACUCCGAAUAUUUGUAAAAAAAAUUAUUGGAAAAUAAUUGCUUAAUUGGUAAUAUUCCAGCAAGUCAUAUGUUUAUAUCUCAUUUUGUUUUAAUUAAAUAGAGGAUUUUUGUUGAUUUCAGUGUAAGAUCAUAUUUUUUUUCAUGAGUGUCAUAGAAAAACAUAUUUUCACGAGUGGCAAAGCUUUGAUCAAAUUUUUAAAAAAACAACGCAAUAUGAUAUGUCGCAAACCUAAAACUAGAAAUUUGUUCAACGUUCCUUUGAGUUGAUUGAAUAAUGAUGUCACAGAUUAUAAACCUUGCAAAAUUUGUCCACUGCAAAAAAAUCACAUAUUAAAUUAUAAAAUCCACUGUUUGCCUUUCGCUCCCACACCCUGGGCUUCCACUGGUCAUCACAGGAUCUGGUUGCACUUUGUAUGGUCACUUGACUCUUGGGGUACUACCAUGUUGACAUCAUCUUACCUGUUGUAUUAAUGUAUCAUGAACUAUGCAUUCAUGUAUUAUUAAUUUAUUUGUAUUUUCCAAGUGCUCCCUGAAAAUCUGCCUAAAUUGAUAGUUUUGGUCAUAUGUUGUAUUAAAGGCAUGUUAAAAAGUCUUUUGAAACUAUACUUUCAUGUAUUAUUAAUUGAUUUGUUUUUUUCAAAGUGCUUUCUAAAAAUCUGGUUAAAACAUCAUUUAAACAUUAUUUUACUGAUUGUCGAUGCUUGCCAUAUGUUUGUUGUAUAUAAUGUUGAAGCCUGUCGGUAUAGAGGGUAUAUAUUCUAGUACCUGUAUGUUAACUGGAACCAGUGAGAGGUGAGAGUGAGAGUGGUCUAGUGGUAUAGGUCUCCGCCUCUCACCCAAGAGGUUGUGGGUUCGAUCCCCACCAGGGGUACUUUCUCAUAGCUUCUCAAAAAAAGGACACAGUACUGGUUUCUGCCCAGGAAACGGACUCGAGAGUGAUUCUAUAAGCUAUCAGCUUUCGUCACAAUCGAGCUAAAAAAAAAUUAGUAUAAACCAACUGGAACCAAUGACUAUCUCACAGACGAAAAGUCCCAUUCAGUCUUUGGUCAUGUCAAUUUGAUUCAGUGUUUAGUGUCAUGGGGUGAAUGAAAUUGAGAAUGUAAAAAGCUUAAUAAUUAGAUUGACAAUAAUCUGAGUCAAGAAUAUAUCAUAUACAGGGAUAAGUUCCAUUUUCUAGAUUUUACAGAAAAGUCCUACAAAUGUGAAGCAAAUUACUUUUCUUGUUAUCCAAUUGUCAAUAGUAGAUUGCAGCGUGCACUCUCUCUUAUUCAUUGUUAGUAGCUUAUGCAUUUGAUGUACAAUCAUGUAAAUUUUGGAGGCCUGGGCCAUUUUUACUGUCUCAAGUCUUAGUUCUUACUGAAGGCUCAAAAUUGUAAAUCUUCAUUUCACUGUAACUUUCCUUCUAGCAUAGUACUGAUGGUGAACUCUGCUGAAUCACAUUACUAUUUGAAUGUUUUACUAUCAUUUGCAUAUAUUUUUGUAAAAAAAAUGCAAUAAUACUGAUUUUUAAUUACUUCAUUAAAAUACUUUUCUGAGCCUGAGUAUAGACUUGGACUUGAGACUGUUCCUAGUCAUUGGCGAUGGGUCAGUAUUCAUAAAACAUCUUAAGUCAUUUCCUAACUUAAGUCAGUUUUUUAAGUAUCUUACUUUUCAAAUUAUAUUAUAUCAUAGUACGAACUGAAAUACUUUAUUUACAUUGAUUUUAAUUAAUAUAAAAUGAUAUGUUAAAAACACUUAUACAUUUCUUUUAAUGCGGCUUCAAAAAUCUUAGGACACUUCAGUAAAUAGUAAAGGAUUAAAAAGUUAAAUGAAUACGGCCCUUGGUGACUCCCUAUCCUUUUUGUAUCAUAUAUCACGGGGUUUAGGUUGUAGAGGAAGAAUGUGUAAAUAAUAUACUGAUAAAAAUAUGGCAAACACAAGGUGUUGAACUUGAAAAAUUGAAGAAUCAGUCAUUUGACUACCGUAUUCCAGUUGAAAUAAAGAACAAAAGUGCAAACUGUCAUAACUUGUCUGUAAUGUAAUUCCAUUCAUUUAGUUAAGGUAUACAUUAGUAAUAAGUUUGCAAUACCCUUUUAAAUGAUACAAAAAAUAAUAUGGAAUAUGGCGUCAUCAGGUAUCAAAAUUUAACAUUAUGGCCAAUGGCAUGAUAGAACAAAAGUCUAUUUGAACAUCUGGGGUGGUAUUCAUAAAAUUCUUAAGUUAUUUCCUAAUUUAAGUCACUUUCCUAAUUUUAGUAUCGCUUAAGUCUUUGAAAUAAUAAAUUCCAAAAUACAUUUUUUUCAUUGACAUUGUAGAAAGAAACAUUCUUAAAAGUUAAAACACUUGGACAUUUCUUUUAAUUUGACUAAGAAAAUUUUAAGUAAUUAAGUUAGGAAAUGACUUCAGAUAUUUUAUGAAUACGGCCCCAGAUACCUUAAGAUUGAAUUGUAUCAAUUUGCCUUGAUGUAUAAUGGCAGAAGGUAUUUCAUUUCAUGAUGCAGUUCAUAUCUUACAAUGUGUUUUUUCUAUGGGAGAAAAAUGUUCAGUCAUCCCAUUAUUUUUUGUUGUUUUUUAAAUGUGUUAAAAUUCACAUAUUUAGCUACCGGUAGUCGCUCUUUUGGUGUUUAUAAAUGUAGCCCUGAUAUUUUCUUGCCAAAACGUUUUCAUUCGCAUCAACCGCAAAAACCAUUGAAAAAAUUCACAUGAAACUUGGUACACAUAAAGGGUCCUAAAAUUCGGGAUUAACUCAGAAAUUAGGGGCAGUCUUAAUGAACCGUCUUAGAUCUGACUCAAGAUUCAAAAUUGCGAAAUUCCAUUUCUUUGUAUCUUCCCUUAUAACACAGCAUUCAUGAUGAGCUUUGCUUAAUAAUAAAGUUAAACUCUCUAUGUUUAAGUGUUUGGGAAAGUUUCAAAUAAUCAUAACAUCGAGAUAACAGAGUUCGACAUAACGAGAUUCGACUGUAUAACUAUUUGAAUGCUUUACUAAUAUUUACACAAUUCAAUGGCCUCACUUCAAAAUGCCGCUGCAUUUUUCCAGUUUCAGAUUUUUUAAUCACUAAAAUCAUAUAGGCGAUGGGCAUCUAAUUGCUAAGAGCCAAAUAAAUUGGCCAAUGAGAAAAAGGUGUAUCGUGUGAUCAAAAUGUCAAAACAAUGAUUGGACACCUCACAGAUAGACACAAAUGCUGAACUUUUAGAUACAGUAACUAAAAAAAAAUUUGUAAGCUAGGCAUUUUGUAAAAAUGAAAAGUGUAAUCUAAUUACCAAGAAAAUACCAAAGAAUGUUUGCUUCUGAAAUUUUUUGAUAUUGUAGCUUCAGCAAGUGAGGCCAUCGAUAUAAUUUUGUAACAGAAAUGGAAUUAAGAGUAUUUAUAGUUUGUUUAUACAAAUGCUAUUUUGAAUCAGAGUCUACUCUCAGAAUUUUAAGACUGUUUGUAAUCAUAGUCCUAGGAAUGAGAGUUUUUAACAUCAGACUAUUGUACAGUUGUAAAUAUUGAUUUUUUGCUUUGACACUUGCAUUAAAACAUUAAUAUGUUGAUAUGAAUAUAAAUGACUUUGGAAACGAUUUUCAAAGGGUUGUAAGUCCCUUUACGCUGCUUUGGCCAUGCAUUGCCAACCUUGGAGGUUAUCAGGGUAACGACGAUUUCUAUCGAGAUCUUCUCUACGUGCAAUAGUAGCGUAAAGAUAGGCUAAGUUAGAAAUUAUGAAUCCCUCAUACUCAAACAGAUCCCAAAUCUAUUUUUCAGGAUUGACAAAUUUUAGCUGUUUGAAACCCAUCUGAGGCAUUAUCAGUGAUAAUACAAAUGUGAAGAAAGGCCUCUAUCACAAGUUAGCAGUUUUUGCGAUGCUCUUGUUUUAAACUGUAUUGAAAUAAUAUUUGUGGUAUGAUUAUCUCCAAUCCCAAAAGGAUCUGCAUUUAUAUUAUAUCUUUAAGAUUAAGCUUAUUUUGUGAUUAAAAAUCAUAUAUGCAAUUCCAUUUCCUAUUUGCAUUCACGCUGUUCGGUUGUGUCCAGUGUUUAUACUAUAAAAUAGACUUGAUGAUAUGCAGGCCUGCCAGUAUUGUUUAAGUGCUUUUUUGUUUACUUCUUUAUAUACUUUCUUUGUUGACUAAUAAAAUACGACCAACAAAAAGGAU